This is a messenger RNA of Rhinolophus ferrumequinum (greater horseshoe bat), 3756 nucleotides long. It is a transcript of the gene MAPK14, whose product is annotated as mitogen-activated protein kinase 14. Gene Ontology annotation, cellular component: nucleus; cytoplasm. Lineage: Eukaryota; Metazoa; Chordata; Mammalia; Chiroptera; Rhinolophidae. Gene Ontology annotation, molecular function: MAP kinase activity; ATP binding. The coding region runs from base 350 to 1432 and encodes 360 amino acids. Gene Ontology annotation, biological process: p38MAPK cascade; protein phosphorylation. The transcript has 12 exons. The record is from RefSeq and is a predicted model, not a curated record.
ACUGAAACCUCAGCGGGCACAGCUGCUGUAGCCCUAGUCCCGUGGCGUAGCCCAGAGUCGGCCUGGUCCGGAGAGGGUGCAGGGAGAGCGUGGCCGGCGCAGCCCUGAGCGCCGGAGCGCGCCCCUGCUCUUAGCAGGGCUUGCCCUCGUCGUGCAGGCGCGUCCAGCCGCUGCAGCUGACAGGGGCAGCGCGCGCGGGAGUCGGCGGGGUCGCGGCAGCCGCACCUGCGCGUGCGGCCAGUGCGGGAUCCCAGCCCCACCCGGCGGGCAACGAGGGCCAGGGAGCGGGUGCGGGUGCAGGCGGGGCCCGCGGAGGGCCACCUCCUCGCCCCGCGGCCGCUGCUGGAAGAUGUCUCAGGAAAGGCCCACGUUUUACCGGCAGGAACUGAACAAGACUAUCUGGGAGGUGCCUGAGCGUUAUCAGAACCUGUCCCCGGUGGGCUCCGGCGCCUAUGGCUCCGUGUGUGCUGCUUUUGACACAAAAACUGGGUUGCGUGUGGCAGUGAAGAAGCUAUCCAGACCAUUUCAGUCCAUUAUUCAUGCCAAAAGGACCUACAGAGAACUGCGGUUACUUAAACAUAUGAAACAUGAAAAUGUUAUUGGUCUGUUGGAUGUUUUCACACCUGCAAGGUCUCUGGAGGAAUUCAAUGAUGUGUAUCUGGUGACCCAUCUCAUGGGGGCAGAUCUGAACAACAUUGUGAAAUGCCAGAAGCUUACGGAUGACCAUGUUCAGUUCCUUAUCUACCAAAUUCUUCGAGGUCUCAAGUAUAUACAUUCAGCCGACAUAAUUCACAGGGACCUAAAACCUAGUAAUCUAGCUGUGAAUGAAGACUGUGAGCUGAAGAUCUUGGAUUUCGGACUGGCUCGACACACAGAUGAUGAAAUGACAGGCUACGUGGCCACUAGGUGGUACAGGGCUCCUGAGAUCAUGCUGAACUGGAUGCAUUACAACCAGACAGUUGAUAUUUGGUCAGUGGGAUGCAUAAUGGCGGAGCUGUUGACUGGAAGAACGUUGUUUCCUGGUACAGACCAUAUUGAUCAGUUGAAGCUCAUUUUAAGACUCGUUGGAACCCCAGGGGCUGAGCUUUUGAAGAAAAUCUCCUCAGAGUCUGCAAGAAACUACAUUCAGUCUUUGACCCAGAUGCCGAAGAUGAACUUUGCAAAUGUAUUUAUUGGUGCCAACCCCUUGGCUGUCGACUUGCUGGAGAAGAUGCUUGUCUUGGACUCAGAUAAGAGAAUCACGGCAGCCCAAGCCCUCGCACACGCCUACUUUGCCCAGUACCAUGACCCUGACGACGAGCCCGUGGCCGACCCUUACGAUCAGUCCUUUGAGAGCAGGGACCUCCUGAUAGAUGAAUGGAAAAGCCUGACCUACGACGAAGUCGUCAGCUUUGUGCCGCCACCCCUUGACCAAGAAGAGAUGGAGUCCUGAGCACCUGGUUUCUUUGCUGUUGAUCCCACUUCACUGUGAGGGAAAGGCCUUUUCGCGGGAACUCUCCAAAUAUCAUUUAAGUGCCUCUUGUUGCAAAGAUUUCCUCCAUAGUGGAAGAGGGGUGUGUGUGUGUGUGUGUGUGUGUGUGUGCACGUGCACACGUGUGUUAGUAUCUGUGUGUGUAUGUCUGUCUGUCUUUGUGGGAGGGUAAGAAAAUAUGAGCAAACUAGGAUCACAGUGACUUUAUGGGGAGUUACAGCUGCUCCAUGGCAGCCUCCACUUGCUCUUUUGUGAGAGUCAGCUCUGGCAGGCGAGCGCUGCCAUCUUGUUAGGGUUUGUUAGAUCCGAGUAAACAAUGUUACACGUCCCAGAUCCCGGUCAUGCUUUUGCCACUUUGGCCUCUCCUGUGGCCCCACCUUGGUGUUGGGGUAGACCUGACCACACCCCCACAGGGGCGUAGAGAGAAGGCUCACACCUUCUGGCUGCGUCAGAUCUGAAGCCGUCCCUCAGCGAAACGUACAGCCAAAAAGGACCAACUGGCUUCUGUGCACUAGUCUAAGAUUAACUUGCUCAGUGUGAAUCUCAGAACUCAGCAGGUGUAUCUGAAACUGUAAAUAUGUUUGUGCCUUAAACGGAGAGGAGAAAGUGUAGAUAAGAGGGUGCAGCAAAUGAAGUUCUGAGCCAGGCAAGUCGUCAGGUUGUCGGACGGCCCCUCGUGAACCAGGAGCCUUCAGAGGCACCAUGUGUGCAUGUGUGAGCAUGCGUAUAUGUGCUUCUCUCUCUCUUCCUCAGCACCUCCAAGGUGAUGCCAUUUCUCUGCUUCCCCCCACCGUCAGUGCAGAGGUUUCCUGAGUAUUGGCCCCGUAGCCAGAAGCCGGUUCUUGCUGUCAGUGUACUUCCUGUGUGCUCUUUCUUUCUAGCAGAGUGACGAUGUGUUUUGCACGUCUUGCUAUUUGAGCAUGCACAGCUGCUUGUUCUGUUUUUUGGGGGGAGGCCCUGGUGCCAAGCAAGUUUGCCAGUGAAGACUUCUUGGGUAGUUCAGAACCCACGUCACCUUGCUGAUGCUAUGGGCAGGUGACAUCAUCUUCUCUUCAGCCCCCAGUGCUAUUUUGUGUUGAACACAAUUGAUACUCCAGGUGCUUUUGAUGUGAAAAUUAUGAAGAAAUGGAGCAGAUGGCUGUAUAGCAUUUUCAUUCUUGCCAUCUGGUUUUCAACCAACCAUUUUGGGGAGCCAUCACGGGAAAGAUCAGGGCUUUUCCCAGGAAUAUCUCAGACUUUGGAAGACAAGUUGUUCUCUUCACUCCCAAUAACCAGUGCUAAGAAAUGCUGAAAAUCAAAGUGAAAAAUAAAAACUCAUGAGGCCAGAAACUCCUUUUGCGAUCUUUGUCUAGAUAUGGUUAUUUACCAAAAAAGUAGCGAAGUGUCUUUUCCACUCUUCUUUGGAAAAGGCUCUUCUUGGCAGCUUAACAUUGACUUCUUGGUCUUGGUUUAGGGAGAAAUAAAUUUUGUUUCAGAAUUUUGUAUAUUGCAGGAAUACUUUGAGAAUGUGAUUCCUUUUGAUGGGGAGAAAGGGCAAAUUAUUUUAAUAUUUUGUAUUUUCAACUUUAUAAAGAUGAAAUAUCCUCAGGGGUGGAGAAAAGUUGUUUUCAUAAUUUUCUGAAUUUCAGGCACCUUGUGCUAUAUAAGGGCCCGUGUAUUUAAACCUUUUGUGAAAUAAGAAAGUGUAAAGCCACUUCCAGUGUUGGCCGUGUGACAAAAUUAUGUAUUUGGGCCAAGGUGUUUCCAUUUUUCUGUCACAGUGCAGUGACACAUGCACUCUAGGGGGACAGGUUAGGACCCCAAGUCACCUGGAGCAAGAAGGAAGGAGGCAGGCUGACGGUGAUCACACCUCACCUGGAAUUCUCCCCCUCUUUAAAGGAAGAUGAAUGCAAAGUCCUCACUUCCUUGAUACACAGUUCAAACCCUCACAGUCCCCAGCAAGAUGAAUUUUAUCAGCCAUGUUUGGUUGUAAAUGCUAGAGUGAUUUCCUACAGAAAUACUGCUCUGCAUAUUUUUUCAUAAAGGUCUGCAACUGUGACCAUGUAUGUCACGUAUAUGGAGGCUGAAAGCACCAAGGAGCCUGGACUCAGCUGGAGCCCAUGGAAGAACUCCUUGGUUUCUGAGCAUAAUGCUCCCAUCUCCUGAUUUUUCUGAACAGGAAACCGAAGCGAGAAUGCGGGAAACUGCUAUUUUAUUUGUAUUCAUGAACUUGGCUGUAAUCAGUUAUGCCAUAUAGGAUGUCAUACAAUACCACUGGUUAAAAUAAAGCCUAUUUUUCAAAUGUA